Molecule: messenger RNA, 5201 nt
Organism: Epinephelus moara (kelp grouper)
Lineage: Eukaryota; Metazoa; Chordata; Actinopteri; Perciformes; Serranidae
Gene: mxd4
Product: MAX dimerization protein 4
Exons: 6
Coding region: 153-785 (210 amino acids)
Biological process (GO): regulation of transcription by RNA polymerase II
Molecular function (GO): DNA-binding transcription factor activity, RNA polymerase II-specific; protein dimerization activity; RNA polymerase II cis-regulatory region sequence-specific DNA binding
Source: RefSeq, a predicted model, not a curated record
GUAGUUUGGAGUCACCAAGACUCAGAACUGAAUAUAGCAGCGCACGUACAUCGCUCUGAAAACAAUUUUUAAAAUCUCCAUUCCACAAUUUCAUGACUUGUACAUUUGUGUAAAUAGACAACUUCUAUUUUUUAUAACGAGACAACAGCGACAUGGAACUUAAUUCUCUUUUAAUUCUGCUGGAGGCUGCAGAGUACUUGGAAAGAAGAGACAGAGAGGCAGAGCACGGUUAUGCGUCUGUUUUACCGUACAGUAGCGACUUCUCCAGAAAGAAAACGAAAGCCUCGCCAAUUUCCAGAAAAACUCAGAACAAUAGAUCAUCGCACAACGAGCUGGAGAAACACAGACGUGCCAAACUACGGCUGUACUUGGAGCAGUUGAAGAAGCUGGUGCCUUUGGGUCCAGACAGCACGAGACACACCACACUGAGCUUGCUGAAAAGGGCCAAGAUGCACAUCAAGAAGCUGGAGGAGCAGGACAGGAAGGCUUUAAACACGAAGGAGCAGCUGCAGAGAGAGCACCGCUACCUCAAACGCCGCCUGGAGCAGCUUUCUGUGUCCGGAUCCGUUGAGCGCAUCCGCACCGACAGCAUGGGCUCCACCAUCUCCACCGACUCUGAGCAAGAGGUGGACAUCGAGGGCAUGGAGUUCACCCCUGGCGAGGCGGACAGCGUGGACAGCAUCAGCGACGGCGAGGAGGAGGACCACUACAGCCUCCAGAGCAGCUCCAGCGACACCAGCUACACAGCCACACAUUCCCACAGACUGCAGCCGCACCACUGUUAAAGACACCGUGCGGCCAUCCAUCUCCCCACCAGCUUCCUCGCCCAUGCUUCCCUCGCCCUCACCUGUACCUUCCCCCGAACCAUUCGCAAUCACCAGUGCCGCCCACUACCUACAUCAGACCAGUCCACAGCGGCAGUGAACCUGUUCCUCCUUUCCUGGCCCUGGCUCUCCAGGAAGCACAUGGGGCUGAAAUGCCACUCAAGCCUUCCUGACCCCCCCCCGCCCCCCUCCUGACCACUGACCCUACCUCACCCUACUGUAUCCUGCCUGAACCUGCCCCUCCUCACACGCCCUGCCCUCCCACUGCCCUCACAACCCCUCUACCUAGUGUUGCCGCAGACUAGAGAGCAGAGCAGAGUUUGUGGUUUAAAUGGGGACUUCUGUGGUGUGGUGGACAGCUUUGACUCGUUAAUCAGAACUGCAGAAAGUGCGCGCUUGUGUGUGUGUGCGUAAAAGAGAGAAAGAACAAGCGAGGGAGUUUAAGAGAGGUCAAAAACUAAAUAUAAGCUUCAUGUUAUUUCCGUGAGGCAGCAACACAUGGACGAAGACGUCUGUGAUGUAAAAGGCAAAGUACGUCUGUUAUGCAAUAUUUGCAACACUGAAUUACAUCACACAGAAUCUCCCUUUUACACAAUAAGAUUUACAGGAGUAGCUUCUGCAGAAGUCCUGCACUUUCCUUGAAAACGUUUGCUGAAAAAUGGACAAAGAUAAAAGGAAUAGUUUGACAUUUUGGGGAAUAUAAUUAUUCAUGUUUGUGCUGAGCUGUCUCCCCCCAAUUCCCAGUCUUUAUGCUAAGCUAAGCUAACUGAUUGCUAGCUUUUCCCCCCAAAAUGUCAAAUUACUCUUUUAAUUUUUCAGCUUUUUAGGAUCUGCAGCAGACUGCGUGCCCUAAAACAGGCAUUUCUUGGACCUGCUUCUGCACACAAAGUCACAUCUUCACUCCCAGAUGUGGCAGACGUCUGUCUAAAGACAAACUGAAAAAGUCACAGAGCUGUAGCAGAGAAGAAAGAAUGUAUAUAGAUGUACAGUUACUGUCCAAACCCUCAUGUCUCCCUCUGGUUGGGUUGCCUAACCACUACUCCACACUACUGACCACUACACUAUACCACCCUAUGGUGUGGAUGGACUACUAUGUCAAUCAAAAAAAAAAGAAAAAAGGAGUUGCUUCAUAACUAAAAACUCUAUUCCUUAAACCAUUCAAAUCUUGUGAUUCCUUCUCAGUAGCGAAUUGAUGUAGCAAUAAAUACGAGAGGCGGGUGCGUCCUCUGAGUGUUUAAAUGAUUCUGGUGGACCAUGAGGUGUUACGGGAGACUUUUUUUUUUCUACCCUUUUUUUACCCUGUAGACAGCCAGUGGGUGCUUACAGAGAGAGUGGACCUGCAGAAAAAGGGGAAGUUCACCCCUUUUUCGUUUUCACUAAUGGAUCCUUAUCUUUGCCCACAGCGCCGUUUACUCAGAAUUCGUGUUUCUCUACAGCUUUGUCACUUUUUCAAGCAGCGUUCAUGUGCGUCAGGAUGUUCUGAUUAACAAGUCAAACCUGUGAAUGGAGAAAAAAAUGUUUAAAAGGAAAAAAAAAAGAGGGCCAGCUCUAAUGAUUUGUUCUCUGUAGAGGCGUUCAUUGUAACUAACUUACCAAACUAUUAACAUCCAGUUGGACUAAUAAUCUUAAUUUCCUAUCUGCUAUCUGUUACCUACUUCCGGAGCUUCUGGGCACUGCUGAAGACCAACGUAGACAACGUUUCUUCUUCUCUAACUUGUCUGUAACUUAUGCACAAUAGUCACUAUUGACGGAGGAGGCGCUUCUGUCGCUCUCUGACCAUUUAAUAAUCAUUAGGCCUCAGUCUCUGGCAGUCUUUAGAGCUUGGCUUCCGAACACUUUAAAAAAAGACAAAAUAAGGGCCGGCCCACCAUGACAGGUCUGACCUGAAAACAAAAAAAAAUCAAAAACCUACAAAAAGACUCAAAAGAAAACAAAAAAGUCGCAUACAAAAGAAGCUACGUGUCACUGAGAGUGAUAUUAGCCAGUGUAGUCUAUAUUUCUUGUAUUAAAUUUUGUAUUAUAUUUUCCUAAAUGUUCUCUUGUAAUGAAAAGACAAAAAAGAGUGAGUAUAUCUAUCUAUAUAUAAAUAUAUAUAUAAAUAUAUGAGAGACAGACAGACUUGAGGUCAGGCUUGUUGAAGGGAGAGUGGGGGCAGGGGAGCUGAUACACUGGCCCCUCUCCCUUGGGUGACUCUCCUGCUGUCAUUCUGUGCCUUGGUGAGCCUUCGACCUCCCUCCUCCUCCUCCUCCUCCACCUCCUCCCCGCCCCUUCCUCGCCCUCGGUCCCUACUCAGGUCACACCCCUCUCCUCUCCUCCUCUUAAUCUCAUCCUCCCUCUGGCGGGGCUGAAAGCUUUGAUUUCAACCCUUACCAUGCCAAAACACUUCCAUGAGCAAGGGGCACUUGAAGACAAGACCUCAUUAUGAAUAAAAAAAAAGAAGCCCCUUUAGUCUCUACUGAGCAGCCGCUGUUGUUGUGCACCCUGUCCAGGCACUCCCCACCCUCUACGAUGCCCGCUCGUCUGCCAGUGCCGCCUCUGUCACAGAAAAAUAAAAACAAAACACACUGGUAAACUCCCAUGGCAGCUUCCAGUCGCCCCGAAUGGUCACCAACGGGGUUCAAAACUUCUGGCUUGAAGCGUGUUUCUUCUUUUUUUUGUCAUUUUACUAUUAUUGUAUGUUGACUAUGUGUUUGUUCAGUGGGAGUCACUGGGAGAGGAGCGAUAAAAGAAUAAUCCAAUCGAUGGCAGCUUAAAAAGGUGUAAUCCUCCGCGCUCCCAGUGGUCCGUCCCAAAAAAAAAAAAAAAAAAGUGUUACCCAUUGAUCAGGGGACCUCUUGAGACACAGCAAUAUUACCAUCGUGUGCUUUCUGAGGGAGGGUGGGCGGGCAGGGUUUCUAAAGACAAGCAGGUGGUUUUGCUUUUGACUCUGUGGUGCAUUUUUUUUUUUGGUGGUGACCAAUUCUAUAUUUUAUUUUGAUGAAUUUUACCUCCUAUCUGCACUCUCUCCAUACACUGCAGGAGGGCAAAAACAAAAAGUUUUUUUUUUCUAUUUGUCAUUGAGAGUUUACAUUAAUGUCAAAGGAUUUGUACAUGACUGUAUCAGAAAAGUCCUUUUGCAGUUUGUUGGUCAAACGAACAAUUUAGCGAAAACCAUAUUGAUGGCAUAAAGUUCUUCUCUUGCACAGAACCUCCCGGCGGGGAACAGCGACAGAGCGAAUGGGACGAGGGCCAGAUAUGAGAUUAUAAUCAUUCAGUGGCAUCAUUGAAAAAUGUACAUAGCACACGCUCAGAGCGAGAGUGGCUUUGAGCGGCUGACUGGACGCGGUAACAUUUAGUUUGGAUGUGGGACGGGAUAGUGUUUAUGGAAAUUCUUUUAAUGAUGUGCCUUGGAAAAAGUACUUUCUUUUAAGAAAAAAAAAGAAGCAGAGAUUGUACUUGUUGAAACUGUUAAAUCAGUCACAGUUGCUCUUAUUUUUAAACCCCCUUUCUUUCUUCAUUUGCAAAAAGGUAAACAUUUAUGUCAAGAAUCUGAAGGGGCUCUUCAUUGAACUCCCAAUGAGAUCAAAGCGUAAUUUAAGAGUUGUCAGAGCGAGCACAGACAAGGUUUGAUAGUUGCUUUUAUGUUGCUGUUGCACAGAGAUUUACUUCAGCGUGUGUUGGGUUUUCUAAGAGCACAAAAGCACCGUGUGAUAUUUGGGGAAGUCGGCAGGCUGAGAAAAGGAGAGUGGUGGGAUGAAAUCAGGGUAAAGUCCGCGCGCAGACAACACCAUCCUGUACCUGAACCUGCUGCGUAAUGGUGCUUCUAUAAAUCGACACAAUGACUUCCAUGAAAUAUUAAGCCUGCCAAAUACAUAGUCACUUUUAAACCUUCCAUGCUGAAUGAUUAGUUUCUUUAUGUAGUUCCAGAUGAAUAGCUUUAACUUCCUGUAGGCUUUAGGUCAGCAUCCUGCCUUCCGGAUCCCCCCCCCGCGCCUGUAUGUCUUUUCUCCUUAUUUUGCAUCUUUACGUACUGGGUGACACCUCCGAGUCAAACAGGUGUCACCCCAGCAUUAUCUUUUGUACCCACGUGAACCUUGAGGCUGUAGAGGAGAAUGAGCUGGCUGGGAUUUAUAGCUUGAGAGGAGGAUGGUGGGGAGUUUGUCUGGGCUGACAUACUGUGCAGAUUAGGGAGAGUUCUGUGCCAGAGACCUGUGAAUAUGUUCCUUUUUAGCGGAUGUGUAAUAUGCAUUCAGAAGAUGUUAUAUAAGUUCCUUUUUUUUUUUUGUGUGUGCGAGCGUGUGUACACGACUACCUGGUGCUGGCUACAUUUUAGCAAACACUUGAAGGUAUUGUGUAUUCUCUCAUUGUAAUAUAAUUAAAAUGUUUUAUACAAAAAAA